CAAAACUUAGAAGACAACCCGAAAGUGUUUUUGGGUAAACCCCAGAGAAAUGAUAUGUUAUGUUCAUGAAGAAUAAUUAAUAUUGAAAGGUUUGUUAAAUUUUUACCAAAAGCAACAUGGCCACCAAAGUUGUAGCGAAUCCAGAGAUGGAUAUUUUGAAGGAUGAACGUGAGGGUAGACUUCGUGAGGUUGGAAAUCAGGCUGUGUGGUCACUGUCCUCUUGUAAACCAGGUUUUGGUGUAGAGCAGCUACUGGAUAAUACAGUGGACACAUACUGGCAGUCCGAUGGACCACAACCGCACCUGGUCAACAUCCAGUUCAGGAGGAAAACCACCAUCCACGAUGUGUGUAUCUACACAGAUUAUAAAGCUGAUGAGAGCUACACACCUAACAGGAUUUCUCUUCGUGCUGGUACACACUUUAAUGACCUCAUAGAAGUAGAUCAGAUAGAACUCAGUGAACCAGUGGGCUGGGUAUGUGUUCCAAUGAAAGAUAUCAGUGAUAAACCUAUCCGGACAUUCAUGGUACAGAUAGCUGUGCUUUCAAAUCAUCAAAAUGGACGAGACACACACCUUCGUAGAAUUAAAAUUCGAUCUCCUGUUCAGGACACAUAUGUUGUUAAAACACCAAAGUUCACCAGUCUAGAACUAAUGCAGCUGGCCUAUAUAAAGUGAGUUAUGGUGGAACAUUAUGAUGUGAUAAGCAGUAUGCUGAACUUAGAUGUAAGAAGCAGUGUUGCUGAACAUUAUGUCGCAAUUCUGCAUAGAAAUACAACUAUCUAAGACAGUUAGCCUAGUAAAUUUAAUUUACUGGCCCAACACAAUUCAACAAUCUUUAUGGGUGUUUUGGUCAAAUGAAAAAGCAUUUUGUUUAAAGAAUGAAUUGUCAAAGUAUUUCCAACAAUGAUCAACUUAUGCAUGUUCAAUGUAUAUUACAUUAAGUUUAACUAUUCAAAUGUACAUUAAGCUAUACAUUUUUUUUAACCUUUAAAAUUCAUAGUUUAGGUAUAUUUAAGAAAUAUUAACAAAAACAAUGAAAUGUAACAAAAGAUUAUCAUAAUUUUACCCAAUAGAUAUUAAAACCACUCAAGCAGUGUGCACAAUGUAUAUAAAUUAAGUCAAGCAUUUUG
This is a messenger RNA of Saccostrea cuccullata (small rock oyster), 1129 nucleotides long. RefSeq names its product anaphase-promoting complex subunit 10-like. The transcript is spliced from 4 exons. Lineage: Eukaryota; Metazoa; Mollusca; Bivalvia; Ostreida; Ostreidae. Bases 117 to 674 code for a protein of 185 amino acids. Gene Ontology annotation, cellular component: anaphase-promoting complex. Gene Ontology annotation, biological process: anaphase-promoting complex-dependent catabolic process; protein K11-linked ubiquitination. The record is from RefSeq and is a predicted model, not a curated record.